Leptosia nina is the source of this 1341-nucleotide messenger RNA. The record is from the annotation of a GenBank genome assembly. NCBI's taxonomy places the organism in Eukaryota, Metazoa, Arthropoda, Insecta, Lepidoptera, Pieridae.
AUGGACUACUCUCGGCCAUUAUGUGCCCUCUUUGCUCUACUAGUUUUCUACUUAACGCACCUCGCACAAUGCACGAACGCCAAGAUAAACUUCCGGGAGAAAGAGAAACAGAUCUUGGACCAGAUCCUGGGUCCAGGGAGAUACGACGCUCGCAUCAGACCUUCCGGUAUCAAUGGCACUGGCGAUCCGCCGACGUUUGUACACGUCAACAUGUUUCUACGAUCCAUCAGCAAAAUAGAUGAUUACAAGAUGGAAUACUCCGUUCAACUGACGUUCAGGGAGCAAUGGCUAGAUGAGCGAUUGAAGUUCAACAACUUGGGAGGUCGAUUGAAAUACCUGACGCUAACCGAAGCGAACCGAGUAUGGAUGCCAGACUUGUUCUUCUCGAACGAAAAAGAGGGCCAUUUCCACAACAUUAUUAUGCCGAACGUUUACAUCCGAAUCUUUCCCAACGGCAAUGUAUUGUACAGCAUCCGGAUAUCGCUGACCCUAUCUUGUCCUAUGAACCUAAAGCUGUACCCCCUGGAUAAGCAGACCUGCUCGCUGAGGAUGGCCAGCUAUGGCUGGACGACAGAUGAUCUCGUUUUCCUGUGGAAGGAAGGUGAUCCAGUCCAGGUUGUGAAAAACCUACAUCUGCCUCGCUUUACUCUCGAGAAAUUUUUAACUGACUACUGCAACAGCAAGACUAAUACAGGUGAAUACAGUUGUCUCAAGGUGGAUCUUCUUUUCAAAAGAGAGUUCAGUUACUACCUCAUUCAGAUCUAUAUCCCGUGUUGCAUGCUUGUCAUCGUCUCCUGGGUUUCCUUCUGGCUAGACCAGGGUGCUGUUCCCGCAAGAGUUUCACUGGGAGUAACCACUCUUCUCACUAUGGCCACACAGUCAUCUGGAAUCAAUGCGUCACUCCCUCCAGUUUCCUACACGAAAGCUAUCGACGUCUGGACUGGAGUGUGUCUGACCUUCGUAUUCGGGGCUCUACUAGAGUUCGCUCUCGUAAACUAUGCGUCUCGCUCCGACAUGCACAGGGAGAAUAUGAAGAAAACGAGACGGGAGAUGGAAGCCGCCGCGAGCAUGGACGCGGCGUCAGACCUGCUGGACACGGACAGCAAUACCACAUUCGCGAUGAAACCUCUGAUGCGUGGCGCCAAUGACAAGAUGCGACAGUGCGAGAUCCACAUGAGCCCGCCCAAGAAGAACUGCUGCCGCAUCUGGAUGUCCAAGUUCCCGACGCGCUCCAAGAGGAUAGACGUCAUAUCGCGCAUCACGUUCCCUCUCGUGUUCGCGCUUUUCAACCUGGCCUACUGGUCGACCUACCUAUUCCGCGAUGAAGAAGAACAAAAGUGA